GGUGACGGCUCCGCCCUCCCACCAAGUAGGUGUAGGCACCAGGUUGGCCAAGCUCGCCUGCUUGUAGUGGGCACUGCUUCUGGAGGCUGAGGUUGGAGGACCACUCCCGGAAGAUGCAACUCCAGGGCCUGGUGUUCGUUUUCACCAUUGGGAUCCUGCUUUCUCGGGUGCCCACGGGAACUGUAUCAGCUGUGGAUCCUGAAGUCAACAUGAAUGUGACCGAGAUAAUCAUGCGCUGGGGAUAUCCUGGUGAGGAACACUCGGUCCUGACAGGAGAUGGCUAUAUUCUGAGUAUUCACCGAAUCCCUCGUGGGCGGAAGAACCAUUUUGGCAAAGGUCCCAGACCAGUUGUGUAUCUUCAGCACGGCUUGCUGGCAGAUUCUAGUAACUGGGUCACAAACAUUGACAACAGCAGCUUGGGCUUCCUCCUGGCGGAUGCUGGCUUUGAUGUGUGGAUGGGAAACAGCAGAGGAAACACCUGGUCUCUGAAGCACAAGACUCUUUCAGUUUCUCAGGAUGAGUUCUGGGCCUUCAGUUUUGAUGAGAUGGCAAAAUAUGACCUACCUGCUUCAAUUAACUACAUUUUGAAUAAAACUGGCCAAGAACAAAUCUAUUAUGUGGGUCAUUCUCAAGGCUGCACCAUAGGUUUCAUAGCUUUUUCACAGAUGCCUGAGUUGGCAAAGAAGAUUAAAAUGUUUUUAGUCUUGGCUCCCGUGUUGUCUCUCAAUUUUGCUUCAGGCCCGCUACUUCAAUUGGGACGCUUGCCAGACCCUCUUCUCAAGGACAUGUUUGGACAGAAGCAAUUUCUCCCUCAGAGUGCGAUGCUGAAGUGGCUGAGCAUUCACGUUUGCACCCACGUCAUCAUGAAGGAGCUUUGCGCAAACGUCUUCUUCCUGCUAUGUGGCUUCAAUGAGAAGAAUUUAAAUAUGUCUAGAGUGGAUGUGUAUACAACACACUGCCCUGCGGGAACUUCUGUGCAAAACAUGUUACACUGGGGUCAGGUUUUUAAAUACCGUAAGCUUCAAGCUUUUGACUGGGGAAGCAGUGAAAAGAAUUAUUUUCAUUACAACCAGAGUUUUCCUCCCUCGUACAACAUAAAAAACAUGCGUCUACCCACUGCUUUGUGGAGCGGGGGCCGGGACUGGCUGGCAGACAUCAAUGACAUCACUAUCUUACUGACUCAAAUCCCCAAGUUGGUGUAUCACAAGAACAUUCCUGAGUGGGACCAUCUGGAUUUUAUCUGGGGUUUGGAUGCCCCCUGGAAACUGUAUGAUGAAAUAAUCAGUCUAAUGAAGAAAUACCAGUGAAUGCUGGACUUGAAUACUUCCCCUUCAAUAGAGGGGGGAAAAAAAAAAACAGGUGUUUGCUUAAUUUCUGUAAAAUCCUUGUGUUUUCCUUGCCUAGGUCAUUUGUAUUUUUUAUGUGCAAGAAAAUGAUGACGUCGAAGGUGUACAUUGCUCUCUGGUUAAUAAGAAGCACGCUAGCUGUCUUAUGCUUCAUUGUGACUGACUAGCAAGCGUCCACAACCAGUGAUGCCUUUUAAGUGUCUCUGUGAUCCUUUUGUUUACCUUUUACAGUUGUUUUCGGUGCAUAUGUGCUGUGCAUAUAUGUGCCUAAGUGUGUGUGGGCUGUGUUCUGGCCCUUGUGUGGAGGUAAUGGCUCACAUCAAGGUGUCUUCCUCAGUUACUUCCCAUCUUACUUUUUGAAACAGGGUCUCUUGCUGAACAGGGAGCCUGCUAUUUCAGUUACACUGGUUGGCCCAUGAGCCUCCAGGAUCUGCCUGUCUCUACCUUCCCCCUCACCAAUGCGGUGGAAUGGGGUGUCUGUCCCAGCCGGCAUUUUUACCCUGAUUCUAGGGACAGGAACUCAGGUUCUCAUGCUUGUGUAGCAAGCCCUUCACUCACCGAAUCAUUGCCUCAAACCUUCUGCAGUAGACCAAGCUACUCAGUUGCUUUUAUAUUCCUGCCCAACACAAGUGAGCACACACAGGACAUUUCAAGCUGUUGUUUGCUAGCAAAAAUAAGUCUGCCAGUGACCUGAACACACGAUGAAAAGCUCCUUGCUCUGAGCUUCAUGUGGCAGUGCAAACCUACAAUCCUAGUUCUCCAGAGGUUGAGACAGGAAGGCUGCUGUAGGACUUAGGGUUCAUCUAGAAAGCGAGACUUUGUCUCUAGAAAACCAAAGACAAAGGAGGAAAAAAAAAACCCAAAGUACUCAGUUCUCAUCCCUUUGCCUUAGAGGACUGUCUAGCCCAGAGUUCCUGUGUUUACCUAUCCAAACAACAUUUUCAUGUUUUAAUGCAUUAGCUUCCUAGUGAAAUCCAGUGUAAUCCCAGCUUCUCCAGGAAUAAAUAUCCUCUCUUCAGUUUCAUCAGACCUCAAUAACAAAAUUUUUCAGGCCAAGCCCCCCCCCCCCCCCCAAAUAAGCGUAGACUCUUGAAAAGCAGUUUGCACUGAUUAAAAAAAUUAAAAAAAAAAAACUUGAAGAUUAAUACAAUGAGCUCUGUUGGUUCCGAAUGUGUAGUCUGGUCACUUUUCUGUGGAGAAACAUUCUGUGGAGGGACAAACCACUGAUUUGCCAGAAGCGAAUAUGGCUGCCGUGACGGUGCCUGCAUGAAGCUAAAGCUGGUUGUGGUGGCAAGUGGUCCGAUUCCCUUUCACACAAAUGAUGUUUUCAGACAGAGCUCGGCUCAGGAAUUUCGCUUUGAGAAUCAGUGUUGUAUGCACAAUGUUUUACUGAGCCUGCUUUGCUCCUGCGUACAGGAAGCCCACAUCUGUUCACUUGGCUUGCUGGCGAUGGCUGUCACCACUAGACAGUUGAUAAGUUUUCUGAUAUUCUGAUAUUAGGUACCACGGAUGCAGGAAUAUUACUUGAUAUUGGCUCAUACAGACAGGCAGAAUGAUACAACUUUGUAACAAUUUAAAGGUUUGUAUUUAAACUUUUCAAUAAAUCUCAGCCUCAUAGGCCUGAA
Messenger RNA from Mus musculus (house mouse), 2971 nucleotides. It is a transcript of the gene Lipa, whose product is annotated as lysosomal acid lipase A. Lineage: Eukaryota; Metazoa; Chordata; Mammalia; Rodentia; Muridae. The record is from RefSeq and is marked validated. Gene Ontology annotation, cellular component: lysosome. Gene Ontology annotation, molecular function: diacylglycerol lipase activity; lipase activity; triacylglycerol lipase activity. The coding region runs from base 114 to 1307 and encodes 397 amino acids. The transcript is spliced from 10 exons.